Messenger RNA from Phalacrocorax carbo (great cormorant), 4932 nucleotides. The record is from RefSeq and is a predicted model, not a curated record. Lineage: Eukaryota; Metazoa; Chordata; Aves; Suliformes; Phalacrocoracidae.
GCGGCAGCGGUGCGGCGGUCUGAGUAGUGCCGCGGCGGGUCUGGCGCGGCGUCCGUGUGCGUGUCCGUGUGCGUGUCCGUGUCCGUGUGCGUGUCCGUGUCCGUCCGUGCCGCGCUCUCUCCGCCUUGCCUCGUCACCGCCGCUGGAGCUCCAACUGCCUCUCUCUGUCUGUCUGUCUGCGUGUGCGUGUGCCCGUGCCCGUGCGUUUCCCCGUGCCUGCGUUUGUGUGUGUAGGUUAUCCGCGGAGAUGAAGAAGUCGGUGGCCGGCUCGGUGGCUGGCGUCAUGCAGGAGGACUUCGGCUGCACCAUCACCAACCGCUUCUCCCAGCUCCUGGACGACGACUCGGACCCCUUCGACGUCGUGCGGGAGGCCGAGUGCCGCCGGCAGCAGGAGCAGCGGCAGAAGCGCAGCGAGGCGGGCAGGAGGGCCGGCGGCAGGCGGGAGUCUCAGAGGGAGCGCAGGCAGUCCGGCAGCCCCUCCGUGCCCGGGUGGCAGCUGCAGUCCGGCAAGAAGCAAACACCUACGAAGGGAGAACAGCAAGGAUUCACUAACAAAGGAGCAGAGGUGAAAGAAGACAAAACUGAAUGGAGACCAUCUUCCAGGCAGUACCGUUCCUCUGAAACAGGAAGACAAGCGGAAAUCACAAUGGAAAGGAACAAAAAUCUGGCUAGAGAUUAUGGGCCAACUGAAAGAUUAGACUAUGAAAGGCCAAUAAGAGGUCGUGGUAGUGGAAGAGACGGAAUGCAAGGUAGAGGAAGAGGUGGUGAACUAAAUAGAAGUGUUGGUGCCUCUGAAAAAGAAAAAUGGGAAUUUCAAAGACACAGUCGGAAUGGUAACACUGGGAUGGAACAGAAUGCUCCUAUGGAAGAGACUGCAGCAACAGCUGAGAAGCCAGGGUUGUGUGAAGGAGAGCCUCGGAACAAAGUUGCUGAAGGACAGCCAAUGGAAGAACUAGUUCAAGAAAUGACGUUAGAUGAGUGGAAAAAUCUUCAGCAACAGAAUCGACCAAAGCCUGGAUUCAACAUCCGGAAGCCAGAAUCCACUGUUCCUUCCAAAGCAGUGGUGAUUCACAGGUCAAAAUAUAGAGAUGAUUUGCAAAAAACCUGUGAAGAUUCUCAUGUCUUCCGAAGACCAGCAAAUGACAUAACAUCUCAGCUGCAUAUUAAUUUUGGGAGUCUUCCUCGCCCUGGCUGUGGAUCAAGAGGAGCACGAGGUGGUCGUGGUUGUGGCAGACAAGUUGAGGAGACACGAUCUCAACGACAAGUAGUGCAGCUUGUUGCUCCAAAUCCUGAUGAUCCUGAGGAUUUUCCAGCUUUAGCUUGAAGAACAGUGAUGAAUGAUGGUAUCUCAAAGUAGCUUUGGCAUAACUGUGAAGAGACCAAUUUUCUGCUAGUGUGGAUAAAGAAAGUCUGUUUCUCCUGGAAAAGCUGUUUGGGUAUUUUGGUGUGACAUGAUUGCAGCACUUUACUAAUUGAGUUGGGUUCUGGAGAUACUGGUAGACUGGGGUCCUGUCACAGGUUCCAGUGUCUACCUCCAUUUGUGAAAACUGUGUGAAGGCUUAUUGUACUUCUACGAGGCUUCAGACGAAGUUAGAGUACAGUGUUUAAAAAUGUGUAUAUAGAGAUUAUAUCAAGUUCUCCAUGGCACCAUGGUGAAAUGUAAAUUGUACAUGGUCCGUAAUGGGGACUUUUAUUUCACUGUACAUUCAAAAGCUGCCUUCCCAGUUCCUUUGAAUGAAGUAUAUAUUUCAGUCACAAGCUGCAGUUCUUCAGAGUUUGGCAAAUAAAGGAGAGUACUCACUGGUUUGGGUUGGAGGUAUUUUCACAAGUAAGAGUAGCAGAUCCAAGCUUUUGCUAUUUGAAUGUAGUCUGUAGAAAAAAACCCAAACAAACGAACAAAAAAAACCUCCCAAACAUGAAGAGCAGACCUUACUCACCCAAAACAGUGAACAUCUCUCUAAACAGAAGUGAUCUUUAAAAUUAAGGCAGCACAGAUGCUUUUACUUGAUAGCUAUCUGUAAGUCUUGCUUCAUUAACAAGAUACUUUACCUUCAGCAUCUUCAAAAUAGAUGCAGACUGUAAGACUUUUGAGCCGAAGACAAAACCAAACUGUUAAGGAAGCUUUUAAUUUUAGCAGGAGCAACUAAUAACUAAAAUGUUUCAUGCCUUACCAAGAAAUCUGUGACAUUGGGGAUGGUGGGAUGUCCUUUCCUUACAGCUUUAACAUACUUCCUUACUUGAGUUACAUAGGCUAACUUGUUCCCCAUCAAAGGGGACACUCAGAGCCGUUCUUGGGGAUGUGAGGGAGACGAGGAAAUGGUGCCAGAAGUGAUGAGAGAAAGAAGUGAGAGGGCAACCACACUGGACUUUUUGGAAGUAGCUGUCAGCCUCAGAGGAGUCUUCAAAUGCCUGCUCAACUUAAACUAAUUUCUUUUUUCUAUUCUUUGUCUCACUUUGUUUUGUAUAACUUCUAAGCAGUCUCCUCUGAGAGCAAAUAGUAGAUGAGACUUAAGGAAAAAUACUUUUGCUUUGGGUGAGCUCUAAGAGUAUCCAGAAACUUAAAGUAACUCUUAUCUCAGUGGUAAGGCUUUAUGCAAGAAGGAUGUAAUCAUCCUAGAAAGACUUCUGACUCUUCUGUAUGCUCCAAACAGAUGGUCUGUAAAGUAGUGCUGUCCAGGGGAACUCUCUUAUAUUGUUAAAUUACUUAUAUGACAGUUUGGUAUAACAUGAGAUUUCAGAUUCCACAAGGAGCUUAUUUUAGUGGCAUAGGGACACUCUGAUCUGUAAGAGAGAGAAUUUUAAAGCAAACGAAGUGCUGGUGUUAGAGGAGCCCAUGCUGCUGCUUUUUGAGUAAUCGAACUGGAUGGAAUAACACAAAUUACUCUUCCACCUUGAAGGAGCAAGCUACUACUAAAAAUCACUGCUGCUCUUUUAGUAGGUGUUCAGGUGUUUCUGCCAAAAAUGGCAAUUACCUGAUUGUGGAGCAGCGGUGGUUUUGUCUGUGAAGUUUUUCUACUCAUUCUUCCCUUCCUGUUCCCCUUCUCCCAUCGGACAUGGAAGAAUGUGUCUGAAAUUUUAUUUAUAUUUUUACUUUCAGGGGUGAGUGUGUGUGUAUGUGCGGAGAACUGCUUUGCAAGGCUCACCUCUGUUUCCCAUCAUGUUUUGAAGGUGUAGCCUCUUGCUUUAGUAACACCUCUUUUUGCUAAGGAAAGCAGUGUAAUACUUAAGCCAAACCUUCCUUUUUCUACUAAAAAUUUGAAACCUUUUUAUGCUACUGGGCCUGGAGUUCCUUGGAGAAUGCUUUAAAGGACUUGUCAAAGUGUAUCUGUGAAUCAACAUUUGGUCAGCAGAUUGUUUAAAAACCUCCUGUUUAAAAAAAAAAAGAAAAAAAGGCUUGUUUUAAGACUGUUUUAACAAAGAAAAAAACAAAACAAACCACAUCUCCCCCCUUCCACCACAUCCCCCCACCCCCCACCCCCACAACCCACCCAACCCAAAACUUUGUGAGAACGAGGUUUAGUGUAGUUGGUUAUGGCUCAUUAAACCAAAAGUGUCUUAGAGCAGAUAGGUUUGGCAAUUCCUUUUCAGGCUGUCAGACUUGAAUAUGGCUUAAGAGAUUCUCUAGUUGAUAGUACCUAAAUAUAGAGAAGAAAUUAAUAAUUAUAAGUGGUGUCAGUAAUCUAAUUCCUUUGCCUAGCUGUGAAAAGAGAACUUAUUCAAUCUCAGUCAUCUGGCAUACUUAACAGAUACAGCUAUUUUGGUACCUUAAGCAUGUCUGGUGCUAACAGUCCCUCCUGGUUUAGCUUUACUCCUUCAUGUAAAGCAAAUGUUAGCAGGUAUAAAUAUAUCCACAGACACUAGUAAAACACCACAGGCAUCUUAAGAAGAGAUUAAAUAGUGUUGCAGAUCUUAGUCACGUUACUCUUUAAUGCACUACUACGAGCAACUCUGUUAUUAGUAUUACUGUAGUGAGCAGCCUAGGAAAAACUACUGCAUUUCAGCUUUGAGUUUUAGAUUAAUGUAAAUCCCAGUAAGUUUGCAAAGAAAGGUAUUCACUUCUCUCCACAACUGUCAUUUAUAUAUGAUAAAGUUGAUACUGCAUGGUCCUCUUGAAUCAUAUGUAGUGCCAUGGUACAGGACUGCCCAGAGUGUAUUACUAUGAAAGUGCCUUUAAAUGAAAGAGGAGAGGUCUUGUGCUUAACAUAAGAAUACUAAAGAAUAACUAAAAAAACUUAGAAAUAAAAAGCCCUGGUAAAAAUUUUUAGUUGAUAAAUAGGAGUAUUAGGCAAUUGAGUGCAUAAGAGAUUAGGUUUUCAUAUGAAAACAGGGGUGGGGAUAUGCACAGCCUUUGGGCCCAAAACCUGUAGCCAUAGUACACCUAUGUCAUUAAGAUUAUUCUUACAUAAUGUUCAAGCCUUUUUUUUUUUUCCCCCUUCAGAGCUGUCACAGGCACAUGUAUGUGUACACAGACGUCCACAUAAAGAUACAUAUACAUACAUGUGCAGUGUUGAGAGUAAUGUAACACUGAGUCAUUGUCACUGGAUCAACAACUGAAUGUGAAACGUGGUUAUUUUUGCAGAAAAAGUACAUUUCAGUCAUUGAGUAACAGGCAUAGAAUUAGAUCUUUUUCUGUAACAAAUGCUGGGCAAUUACUGAACAGUUUGCUUGGAGGGGUGAAACCUUCAGUCUUUGGAAGAAGUAACAACUGUUACAUUUGAGCUCUAUUACUUAUAAUUUAAUGUGAAAUACUUAAUCUUCAGCUGGGUUUUAUUUGCAAACAAAUGCCUUUUGAAGAUGUGAUGCAAUGACUGUUGCGGGUAGCUGUGUCUGAAGAGCAGCUUUAAAUACUGCAUCACAUUUAAUGGCAGUGUUGUGUUUUGAGACAAACCAGCAAUUAAUGUAUUGAAUAAAGUUUUUGCUUUCCCUGUUUGC